CCUACAGAAGGGUGAACCCUCGAGAAGGCCUCCCCUGGUUUUUGGACAACAGCAUUGAGUGGACUUCUGCUGGGGCCAUGUCCUCUUCCAUCAGAAUUGAAUCUGUUGUGAAGGAGAAGAACCGGAUGGGAGAAUGCCCGGUCUGGGAAGAACAGGAGAACGCGCUCGUCUAUGUCGACAUUAAUGGCCAGAAAGUCUGCCGCUGGAGCGCGCUCAGCCACGAGGUGCAGUGCGUGUCUGUGGAUGCCCGUGUCAGCUCUGUGGCCCUGAGGCAGCGUGGGGGCUACAUCAUCACCCUGGGGUCCAGGUUUGCCUUUCUGGACUGGGACACCCAGAAGGUCACCACCAUCCUCGAGCUUGAGCAGGAUAAACCCAACAACAGGUUCAAUGAUGGCAAAGUGGAUCCCAAGGGGAGGUACUUUGCUGGCACGAUGGCUGAAGAGACAGCACCAGGGGUCCGAGCAAGACGGCAAGGGGCUCUCUAUACUCUUUUCCCUGACCUAUCAGUAAUAAAACAGUUAGACCAAGUGGACAUCUCCAAUGGUCUGGACUGGUCCUUGGACCACAGGACCUUCUUUCACACUGACAGCCUGGCGUACGCUGUGCAUGCCUUCAGCUAUGACGUGUGCACUGGAAAGAUUGCCUGCCCCAGACUGCUGUACCACUUGGAGGAGGAGGAGCGGAUGCCCGACGGGAUGUGCACUGAUGCAGAGGGGAAGCUCUGGGUGGCCUGCAUUGAUGGAGGAAGAGUGAUCCGCAUUGAUCCAGAGACAGGAAAAAGAAUCCAAACUGUGAGGCUGCCGACUUCAAGGAUCACCUCCUGCUGCUUUGGAGGAAAGGACUACGCGGAGAUGUACGUGACGUCUGCCUAUGAUGGGCUGGACGAGGCCACCCUCGCCAAGGAGCCUCAGGCAGGAGAGAUAUUCAAGGCCUGGGUGUUAAAGGGAUCCCACAGAAUUUUUUUGCUGCUUAGAAGUCACCACUAA
This is a messenger RNA of Lagopus leucura (white-tailed ptarmigan), 986 nucleotides long. RefSeq names its product regucalcin-like. The transcript has 7 exons. The record is from RefSeq and is a predicted model, not a curated record. Gene Ontology annotation, molecular function: gluconolactonase activity; enzyme regulator activity; calcium ion binding. Gene Ontology annotation, biological process: L-ascorbic acid biosynthetic process. Lineage: Eukaryota; Metazoa; Chordata; Aves; Galliformes; Phasianidae. Bases 78 to 986 code for a protein of 302 amino acids.